Messenger RNA from Mixia osmundae IAM 14324, 1731 nucleotides. RefSeq lists its product as uncharacterized. Gene Ontology annotation, cellular component: cytosol. Gene Ontology annotation, biological process: gluconeogenesis. Gene Ontology annotation, molecular function: phosphoenolpyruvate carboxykinase (ATP) activity; ATP binding. The record is from RefSeq and is a predicted model, not a curated record. Lineage: Eukaryota; Fungi; Basidiomycota; Mixiomycetes; Mixiales; Mixiaceae. The transcript is spliced from 7 exons. Bases 1 to 1731 code for a protein of 576 amino acids.
AUGUCGAGAUCACACACGCCCCGCUCUGGCACACCUCGGUACGGUCACGAGGAAGGCUCUGGGAAUGUGCAGUACUCUGGACAUGGAUCGGAUGCAUCGUACGGCCUCCUCGGCAAGGACCUCCAGAUGUUCUCGGAAGCUGGCUUUGACGAGUCGAUCAAUUUCAAGCGGAACGCGCCCGUAGCUCAACUUUACGAGGAUGCCAUCCGCUAUGAGGGCGCCGUCAUCUCCGACUCGGGCGCGCUGAUCAACUACAGCGGCAAGAAGACCGGCAGAAGCCCAAAGGACAAGCGUAUCGUCCAGGAAGAGACCUCCAAGGAUGAUAUUUGGUGGGGCACGGUCAACAUCCCCAUGGACGAGCACACUUUUGAGAUCAACAGAGAGCGUGCUAUUGACUACCUCAACACCCGUGAUCGUGUCUACGUCUUUGAUGGAUUUGCGGGCUGGGACCCCAAGUAUCGCAUCAAGGUCCGCGUCAUCUGCUCACUUGCCUAUCACGCACUCUUCAUGCACAACAUGUUGAUUCGACCGACGAUCAAAGAGCUCGAGGAAUUCGGCACGCCCGACUUUACCAUCUACAACGCAGGUCAAUUUCCUGCCAAUCGAUUCACCGCUGGCAUGACGUCGACGACCUCUGUUGAGAUCAACUUCAAGCGCAAGGAGAUGGUCAUCCUCGGCACCGAAUACGCUGGCGAGAUGAAGAAGGGCGUCUUCUCCGUCAUGCACUACCUGCAACCGAUCAAGUUCGGCACGCUUUCUCUCCACUCUUCCGCCAACGAGGGUCCAAAGGGCGAUGUCUCGCUCUUCUUCGGUCUCUCCGGUACGGGAAAGACAACGCUCUCAGCCGAUCCUGCUCGCAAUUUGAUCGGAGAUGACGAGCACGUCUGGUCCGACUCGGGCGUCUUCAACAUCGAAGGUGGUUGCUACGCCAAGUGCAUCGGCUUGAGCAAAGAGCGCGAGCCGGAUAUCUACAACGCCAUCAAGUUUGGCUCUGUCCUCGAGAACGUCGAAUACGAUCCCAUCACGCGCAAGCCAGACUACGACGACGUCUCGAUCACCGAGAACACACGUUGCGCCUAUCCGCUCGAGUACAUCAACAACGCCAAGUUCCCGGCGCUGGCGAACACGCAACCGUCGAAUAUCAUCUACCUCUGCUGCGACGCAUACGGUGUCCUGCCGCCAGUUUCCAAGCUCACCGCCGAACAGGCUCAGUACUGGUUCAUCUUGGGAUACACCUCCAAGACGCCAGGUACAGAAGACGGCGUUGUAGAGCCAUCGCCCACUUUCUCGACUUGCUUCGGCCAACCGUUCAUCGUCUUGCCGCCAAACUACUACGCCACUAUGCUCGCAAAGCGGAUGAACCAGGUCAAGGCAGACUGCUGGUUGCUCAACACUGGCUGGACCGGUGGCAAGUUCGGCACGGGCAAGCGUUGCCCGCUCAAGUACACUCGUGCCAUCGUCGAUGCCAUCCACGAUGGAUCGCUUGCAAAGGCCGAAUUCCAAAAUUUCCCUACCUUCAAUCUGGCCAUUCCAAAAUCGUUGCCCAAUGUGCCAGAAUCGAUCCUCAACCCGCAAAAGGCAUGGUCGGACGAGUCUGCGCGAGCGCAGAUGACCGACAAGCUUGCCGCCAUGUUCUCAAAGGCUUUCGAAAAGUACGCCAACGAUGUGAGCGAAGACGUCAAGGCGUCUGGCCCGCGACCCUCGGAGCCCACAAAAGCGACAGCUCAGUAG